Molecule: messenger RNA, 4236 nt
Organism: Anolis sagrei ordinatus
Lineage: Eukaryota; Metazoa; Chordata; Lepidosauria; Squamata; Anolidae
Gene: TMEM164
Product: transmembrane protein 164
Source: RefSeq, a predicted model, not a curated record
CCCUCCUUCCCUCUCCCCCCUCCCUCCAUCCCCUCCAGAUGCAGGGCCCCCUCCCCUCCGGGCCCCUUUCUCCAAGGGCUCCCCUCGGCUCUUAGCUUUGGUUUCCACGCGGUUGCGCACGGAGACGCUUCGGGGGGACAGCACCUUUGGGGGUCUCCAAAGCGUGAAUCUUGGGCUCCUCGGUGGAUUGGAAGCCCCUCGCCCCCUCCCAUUGGGCUUCGCCUUGGAGUCGAGGAGGAGGAAGGAGAAGGGGAGGCAGAGGAAGAAGAGGAGGAGGAGGAAGAGGAGGAAGAGGAAGAGCGCAAAGGGCAAAGCGCGCGCGCACCCAAACAGGUCGGCUUCCUCGCUUUCUCUUUCUCUUCCAUUCCAUCACUCAGGUUUCCUGAGUGUCGGAGAGCACCUGAAGCCCUGCCCUUUCCUUGAAGGAGGAGGGAGUGUACCUGAUGAUAAGGACCUCCUCUCUCUAGUGGUUCAUGUUUCGCCACCCGGACAGCAUCUCGGCUUUGAUUGCUCCGAACUCCCCGCAGCUCCAGGGCUGGAUGGAAGAGGGACAAGGCUCUGCCAUGAGCCGCUACAGCUUCUCCAACCUCUUGGACUGGAUGUAUGGAGGCGUGGACCCCAGCUUCGAAGGCAACGGGGGUCCCGAAUGCGCCGCCUUCCUUCCCUGGAAGCAGCGGUUGGUGGAAAGUGUGGUCUUCCUCAGUUUGGGGUUUUUGGAGGUGGCGGUGUCGCUGCGGAAGAUCCGACAGAGCCAUGCUAAAGAGGCAGGUGACUUGCUCGCUCAGUCCCGGAUCAAGCAGGAAAGCUGGGGAAAGAACCUGCUCCUUGCCGCUCUUUGCCUCACUUUUGGACUGGAAGUGGGAUUCAAGUUUGCGACGAAGACGGUCAUCUACUUGCUGAACCCUUGCCACGUGGUCACCAUGAUGCAGAUUUUCCUGCUGGCCUGCCCUCCCUGCCAUUUUGCAAUGAUCCUCUUCAGACUACAGAUGCACAUGCUUAAUGGGGCGCUUUUGGCGUUGCUUUUCCCUGUGCUUAAUACACGAUUGCUACCUUUUGAAGUGGAGGUUUACUACAUCCAGCAUAUUAUGCUGUACAUCGUCCCCAUCUAUCUACUGCGGAAAGGAGGUGUCUACACUCCAGAACCUUCGUGCAACUUCUGGUGGGCCUUACUUUCCACCGGACUGAUGUUCGUGUAUCACUUCACCAUUUUACAGAGUCUGGGAAUGGCCACAGAAGUGAACCUGAACAAUAUGCUAUGCCCAGCCAUCUCGGACCCUUUCUACGGCCCUUGGUACCGGAUAUGGGCCUCGGGGCACCAGACGCUCAUGACCAUGAUCCAUGGGAAACUCAUUACGGCGGUCUUCUACAGCACUGUUCCCGUCUGCAAGUUCUGCCUGGAUUUACUCCGACUUCCAGCUAAAAAAAUAUCCUGAAUUCUCUUUGGGAGGAAACGGAAGAGGACCGUGCUUGAAGCGGGAAGGAAAAGGCCGUGCAUCUAUCAUUCCUUCCAUUUCUUCCAUCCGUUGUGAAGUAAGGCCCUUCCUUCCCUUGCAGCCCCUUUCUGUUUGGUUUUUUGAUGGCGAAAUUUGUGGCCUUAUUGGGGGAGCGACAUUGACUCGACACAUUCUUUCUAUCCAGCCCAAUCUGGCAGCUUUGGACCGUUUGAGCCCCCCAAAAAGAGUCAGGAUCUCUCUUCCAUAUUAUCCCAGAGAAGCCAAUUCACUGCCGAUCUUUUUGACCAACUAACUCACCGACCGAGGGCUAGUUUUGUAUUUCCCUCCCUCGAAAUCCCUGCUGCGUUGCGGGCAUCUCUUGCCUCUCUGCCGCCUUUCUUCUGUGGCAUUUUCAGGGGUUUGUUUGUGCAAAUCAGUAUGGUUUUGCUGUUACGGCUGGUUGAAACAACAUGGAACAAUAACAGCAACGUAUUUUGCUAAAUAUCAACUUUGGAAGCUGUCUGUGAUUUUCUGUUUACUAUCCAUUGCUAGCCCAUGGAUUGCUCUUCAAAUGGUGAGAAACAGAAGGCUGAAAUAAGUCUAGAAGGUGAAUUGCAAUGCAGUUUGGAACAGGAAGGAUCGUCCUUUAAAGGGACGGUUGGGUUGGAGAGAAAUACGACCCUCGACAAAGCAAAACGGCACGUUUGAAAUGAAUGGCCAAAUUGAUGCACUUCUCUUUCCUGUGGCUUGCAAAAGACCCAAGAAACUGUCUCGUCGGGGAUAAAUAUUACCAUUUUUGGAGCAGAUUUGAGACGUUGUUCCUUCUGCGUAAAGGACACACAAGUUUCACAAAAGAUAUUGCAGAGAACGUUGUGGCCAAUGUAGACCAGUAUUCUGUAUCAGCAACUUUGUUAAAGAGCAACCAUGAGUCUGGAACAGCAACCUAGAUUUACCAAUUUGUAACUUAAGCUCAUAGUUGCCACAUAGGGUGCAUCUACACCAGUGGUUCCCAAACUUUGGUCCUCCAGGUGCUUUGGACUUCAACUCCCAGAAAUCCCAACUGUUAGGAAUUGUGGGAGCUGAAGUCCAAAACACCCAGAGGACCAAAGCUUGGGAACCACUGAUCUACACUGUCGAAUUAAUGCAGUUUGGCCCCAGUUUAGCUACCAUGGGAUCGUGGGCAAUUACAUGGCUUUCUGCCUCCUCUGCCAACGAGUGCUACACUACAAAUCCCAACAUUCCAUAUUAUUGAGGCACUGCAGUUGAAGUGAUGUCAAACUGCAUUAAUUCUAGUGUAGCUCCAAACAAGAAACCAGUAUGAAACUGUUGGAGAGGGCUCCUACGCCCUCCUAAAGCUGUAGACUGCAACUCCCAGUCUCCCCAGUUUGAGGAUGUUGGGAUGUGUCUUUUUUGCAUCAAGAAAAUCUCCUAGGGAUCAUACUAUUGAACCAAAGCAGUUAAAGUGGGGUGAAACUGCAUUAAUUCUAUAUUAUUAUUAUUAUUAUUUUACUUUUAUUUAUUUUUUAUUUUAUAUCAAAAGCAUUGCAUAAAUUAGUAUAACAAGGAUAAAAAUAGAAAUAUCUUUUGGCCAAAAACGGGCAACAGCAACGGCAUUGUCUGUAGCCUCCAACAAUUCCUCCUCUGUACAUGAGGCAGGGCACAAUGGACAAGCAUACAGAUGCGGAGUUGUCUGUUCUGCUCGACAGUCGCACAAGGUUUUAGGAUUCUUUUAGAUUAUUUUUCUGACACAAAAGCACAGUAUGUCACAGCAAAUGAGAUAUAUAUGCUGGAUUUCGUAUCACAAAAUUACAAGCUGAGCAUUUCCCAAGCGUCUAGGACUGUGUGAUGUUGUUUAUUAUUAUUAUUAUUAUUAUUAUUAUUAUUAUUAUUAUUAUUUGGAGCCCCCGGUGGCACAGCCGCUGGGCUUGUGGACUAAAAGGUCGGUGGUUCAAAUCCGGGGAGUGAGGUGAGCUCUUGCUGUUAGCCCCAGCUUCUGUCAACCUAGCAGUUCAAAAACAUGCAAAUGUGAGUAGAUCAAUAGGUACAGUUCUGAGGGAAGGUAAUGGCACUCAAUGCAGUCAUGCUGGCCACAUGACUUUGGAGGUGUCUAUGCACAACGCUGGCUCUCCGCCUUAGAAAUGGAGAUGCGCAUCACCUCCCAGAAUCAGACACAACUAGAAUUAAUGUCAGGGGAAAUCUUUACCUUUGCCUAUUAUUAUUCAGCGCAGAUGCAACCUUAAGUCACAAUUGUGACGCUGUUGCUCCCCCUUAAACCUACUUUCCUAUACAUCAGUUGGAGCAAAAUGUCAACAAUGCUGCAUUUUCACUGUAGAAUUAAUGCAGUUUGAUAUCCUUUAAGUACCAUGGAUCAAUGCUAUGGGAUAUUGGGAGCUGUAGUCCAGUGAGGCACCAGCACUCCUUAUCAGAGAAGGCUAAAGAAGACCUCCGAGAACUAUAAUUCCUAUGAUUCUAUCACAUUGAUCCUUUACAGUUAAAAUGGAGUUAGAGUAUCGAUCCACCCUAAGUACUAAGUCGCAAAUACAGAAUACUGUGGUGUUGCUGUGAGUUUUCCGGGCUGCAUGGCCAUGUUCCAGAAGCAUUCUCUCCUGAUGUUUCACCCACAUCUAUGGCAGGCAUCCUCAGAGGUUGUGAUGUCUGUUGGAAAGUAGGCAAGUGAGGUUUAUAUAUCUGUGGAAUGGUGUCCAGGGUAGGAGAAAGAACUCUUGCCUGCUUGAGCCAAGUAGGAAUGUUCCAAUUGGCCAGCUUGAUUGACAUUGAAUGGCCUUGCAGCUUCAAAGGCUGG